This is a messenger RNA of Condylura cristata (star-nosed mole), 3406 nucleotides long. It is a transcript of the gene SUPT7L, whose product is annotated as suppressor of Ty 7 (S. cerevisiae)-like. Lineage: Eukaryota; Metazoa; Chordata; Mammalia; Eulipotyphla; Talpidae. The coding region runs from base 595 to 1833 and encodes 412 amino acids. Gene Ontology annotation, molecular function: protein heterodimerization activity; transcription coactivator activity. The transcript has 4 exons. The record is from RefSeq and is a predicted model, not a curated record. Gene Ontology annotation, cellular component: SAGA complex.
UCUCAGAUUCUUUCCUGUGUCAGAAGUUGAUCAAAUGAUCAGCGGUUCUUAAAUUUUUCCACCAGGAUCAGUUAAAAUGCUCCUAUGCCUGACAGAUACAGAAUUAGAACCACCUCUUCCUUCUUUAACUCUACUCUCCUUCUCCUGCUGAUCCAGGGCAGAUGUGUUAGGAUAGUCUAGGGAAUAUUCCAGAUCACAUUUAAAUAUUUUGCCUUACAGAUUGUUCAAGAUUGCGCAUGAUGGUAGUUUUCAUAAUGAGUUAGUAGGGUGAGAUGAAAAAUAUGACACUGUAUCCCCAAGUACUAUUACAGCUAUUAGUCGAUUAAUAACCCUCAGUCUAGUAUGGUUGUGAAGACUGAUGUCUAACAAUUGUUUCUGCUAAUUUCUUCAGGGAGAACAUCUUUGGCUGUACGGUAUUGCUGACUGACAUUUUUCUAGAUGGUCUUGAACAGCCUACUUCUAUGUAAAUAACUAGCUAGACUUCACAUUUUCCACUGCAGACACUUACAACCUAGAGUUGCCAGAGAUUUAGAAAUACUACUUUGAGGAUAUCACCUGCAUUUAACCUGAAAGCUCUUCCUGUCUUAUUCUAAAAUGUUGAGAUACUGGGGAGAGAUACCAAUCUCAUCAAGCCAGACUAACAGAAGCUCCUUUGACUUGCUCCCACGGGAGUUCCGUCUGGUGGAAGUCCAUGACCCACCCUUGCACCAACCCUCAGCCAGCAAGUCUAAGCCCCCCACUGUGUUGGACAUCCCCUCAGAGCCAGGCAGUCUCACUAUCCACACCAUCCAGCUGAUCCAACACAACCGACGUCUACGCAGCCUCAUCGCCACAGCUCAGGCCCAGAAUCAGCAGCAGACGGAAGGUGUAAAGACUGAAGAGAAUGAACCUCUCCCCUCUUGUCCUGGGUCCCCUCCUCUUCCUGAUGAUCUCCUGCCUUUUGAUUGCAAGAAUCCCAAUGCACCAUUCCAAAUUCGGCACAGUGACCCAGAGAGUGACUUUUAUCGUGGCAAAGGGGAACCUGUGACUGAACUCAGCUGGCACUCCUGCCGGCAGCUCCUCUACCAGGCAGUGGCCACCGUCCUGGCCCACGCAGGCUUUGAGUGUGCUAAUGAAAGCGUCCUGGAGACCCUAACUGACGUGACGCACGAGUACUGCCUGAAGUUCACCAAAUUGCUGCGCUUCGCUGUGGAUCGGGAGGCCCGGCUGGGGCAGACACCUUUCCCUGACAUCAUGGAGCAGGUAUUCCAUGAAGUGGGCAUUGGCAGUGUGCUCUCCCUGCAGAAAUUCUGGCAGCACCGUGUCAAGGACUACCACAGCUACAUGCUACAGAUCAGCAAGCAACUCUCAGAAGAGUAUGAAAGGAUUGUCAAUCCCGAGAAGGCCACCGAGGACACUAAGCCCGUAAAGAUCAAGGAGGAGCCUGUGAGCGACAUCACCUUCCCUGUCAGUGAGGACCUGGAGGCCGACCUUGCUGCCGGAGAACAGGCACUACCCAUGGGCGUGCUGGGGGCGCAGGGCGAGCGCUUUCCCGCUAAUCUGGAGGUCGAAGCCUCCCCACAGGCUUCGAGUACAGAGGUAAAUGCUUCUCCUCUUUGGAAUUUGGCCCAUGUGAAAAUGGAGCCUCAAGAGAGUGAAGAGGGCACUGUCUCUGGGCACGGCGUGCUAGGCAGCGACGUCUUCGAGGAGCCCAUGUCAGGCAUGAGCGAAGCAGGCAUCCCCCAGAGCCCCGACGACUCGGACAGCAGCUACGGCUCCCACUCCACCGACAGCCUCAUCGGCUCCUCCCCUGUGUUCAACCAACGCUGCAAGAAGAGGAUGAGGAAAAUGUGAAAGGAAAAGGGGACUUGCUCUGCACUAGAAACCCGACAGAAAGCCUUGGUGUAUCUGAAUUUGUUCCCACAGUAACUUGGCUCUUACUCUUAAAUGGUGGCUUGUCCAGAUCUCAAUGGAACUGGACUGGUCAAACAAGUCUGUGUUUUCCUUUUUACAUCUGGUUUUUUGUAAGUUUCCCCAAUGCAUCAGACAGGCCGUGACGCUGGGACAGUCAUCAGACCAGGCGCUGUCACUGACUAUUUUACUGUGAGACAAGAGAUGUUACUUAGCCAAUUUCUCUUGCACAGUUGAGAAGAAUCACCCUUUGACCUCUUUCGCAGGGAUGUGGUGAAGAUCAAGACAUUGGACCUCAAAGCUGUGCCUGAACAGAUAAUCAAGUAAAUAUUUGCUGAUAGCAAAUGUCAGUCUUUUCAUUUGACUUCCUUCAAGUCACUGGGAAUCCAGCUCUAAUACCCAAUAGGAAGUAGUUAAGCACUGCGCAGCUGCUCUCUUGCAGGCCUUAAUCUUAAAUGUUUCUGCAGCUAUGAAAUCUAGAGGUCAGUGGUGACACAGCCUUUCUGCAUAUCCAGCAGCCCUCUCCUAGUUCACCCGCAUAUUUUCUUCUUCCUUCUCUACAUUUAGUGUCUCCUCGUCCUGUCUUAGUCCCACUCAAGUAUUUUUGUAUUUUUAGUUGUUUUCAUCUUCUCUUUUAUGAACGAAGCAAACGGCACCCACCCCUUGUUUACUACUCAGUGGUAUCUGCGUGGCCCUCAGGGGAGGGCCGCCCUUCCUGUCCGCAUUGGACACUGUCUCCACCUGGUGGGCAGCCUCAAAAAGUAGAGCACGUACCUCCGACUUAAUACCACGUCCUGAACAGUGUCCGGCCCACUCAGUGUCGGGGCCCCUCAGUCGGUGGACAGAGUAGAUGACGCAGCACAGGAGUAAUUAGGAGACGCCAGCUAAUGCGCUGUGUGCCUCAGCAAUGGUGCAUGGGGCCGCGCUGCGUACGUUUGGUUUGGUUUGGGGUGUAGAAAACAAGUCUUGUGGAAUUUAGUGCACUCCUUUAACAGAGACCAGAAAUCUAGGCACAGCUUUAAGUAGUACAUUAUCCAGUGCCUUAAAUUGAGAAUAAAGAUCAAUGCGAAAGCAGCAAAAUAAGGUAACAAACUAUCAGGUCACUUACAAAUUUGCUUGUUUGCACCCUUCUUCCAGGCUUUGCUUCACUUUCCCUUAUUGACUUAGCAUGAGUAGACACCAGGCAGCUAUUUCCCAUAAAGCAACCACUCAGUAUUUCAUUCCUCCUGUCAGCUCUUACUGAGGCAACUCCUGUGUGUGAGGUCCCGUGCAAGGAAAGAGAUGAAGACUUUGUCCCUGAUUUUAUGGAGCAUAGGCCACACCAGUUUAAGUUUCUUUUUAAAAAGUAUUUAAAGGCACAAAGGGAAGAACUAUGUUCAGAGUUUCACUUUGCAAAUGGUUUCCUCUUAAAGAACAAGUUCAAAUUCUUGUACUAGUGUUCCCACAAGGUACGAAAUAUUGAAAUGAAUACUUCAUGGUAAAAUAAAUGCUUUAAAAUGUUUACCCUGGAGGGCCC